This is a messenger RNA of Glarea lozoyensis ATCC 20868, 1485 nucleotides long. Its product is annotated as Zn2/Cys6 DNA-binding protein. Gene Ontology annotation, biological process: positive regulation of transcription by RNA polymerase II. Gene Ontology annotation, cellular component: nucleus. NCBI's taxonomy places the organism in Eukaryota, Fungi, Ascomycota, Leotiomycetes, Helotiales, Helotiaceae. The record is from RefSeq and is a predicted model, not a curated record. The transcript is spliced from 5 exons. Gene Ontology annotation, molecular function: transcription cis-regulatory region binding; zinc ion binding; DNA-binding transcription factor activity, RNA polymerase II-specific. Bases 1 to 1485 code for a protein of 494 amino acids.
AUGGCUCCCGGAACGGGCAUCAAAGCACCUGUUCCACGAACAAGAACCGGCUGCUUGACGUGCCGGAAACGCAAGGUCAAAUGUGAUGAGACGAAACCAAUUUGUGGAAGGUGUGAGAGACUCCAGCGAGAAUGUGUGUGGAGUGAGGAUCUCCAAGUUAUCAGCCAAGGGCGUCCGCCUGUGUUUUCUUCAGCAACUAUCAUCACCACCAGAUCUGAUGUUCCAGCGCUUCAACUAUCCCGGCCAUCCGGACAGAACUUCGUGCUUGAGCUCCCAACUGUGGACAGAGCGAUGAUUCCCUACGUCCAUCACUUUGUCUCAUUUUGCUGUAGAUUCAUGGCAUACUCAAAUGACAACGAAGGAAACCCCUUUCAAGAGGCACUAGCGCCGCUUGCAAUGUCAUCACCCGCCCUGAUACACUCUAUUUCAGCUCUGGCUGCAUCUCACCUGGCUAGAAACCAACCAUCACACGAAAUUACGGCUGCAAAUCAUUAUUCCAUUGCUUUGAGAGAAUUGCAAGCUUCUUUAUCAGAUGCAAAAAUUGCUCAGUCAGAUGCAACGCUUGGAGCAUGUCUUUUGCUUUGUGUCUAUGAGAUUUCACACUCCGACAGAUCCUCGUAUAGCUCUUCCUGGCUUGAGCAUCUCCAAGGGGCACGAGAUUUGAUUCUCUUCCGAGGUGGCCCUAGAACAAGUGAUUACUUGACCCGAUUCUUCUCUCUGCUUGAUGUAUCAGGCGCAUUGUUCUCUGGUAAGGGUACGUUGCUUCAAGGCAACUAUUGGAUUGACGACGGAACGGAUGAUGAAGGUUCUAAAGCCCUCAACUGGCCUUAUUAUGAUGGCAGCGGAGUCAUGACGGAUCACUUUCACCAAUUGAUGACCCAUAUGGCUAAGCUCUCACAGCUAUCUUCCGAGGCGCUCGGCGAAAUCGGGCAAGAGAAUCCCGACAUGAUCGCAAAAAAAGGAACUGAAAUAUAUGAAGCUAUGCUUCACUGGUGGAGUCAAUGUCCGCCAGAGCUACGAGACCAGAAUAAAAAUUGGCGACGAUUACCACGAGAGAAAAAACUUACUGUUUCUGAAACUUUGGAAGAGGAAGCUUUCUCGAGCACAAAGGCUUGUCUGCUCGGAUGCGUCAUUUAUUUACAUCACAUCCUCGACCCAGUCGGUCGAGAGCCUCAGAAGAAUGAGGUGACCGAAGCUAUUAUUGAGAUUCUUGAGAUCGCAGAAGAAACUCCUCAGGGCUACGGGCUUGAGAUGGGUCUAUAUUGGGCUUUGUUUAUGGCAGGUGUAGCUGUUUUCAAUGAUGUCGUUGCUGAAGACUUGAUUCGAAAAAAGCUGCGAUCUGACAUGACCGUCAGUCUUUAUCAUGCAGAUAGGGCUCUAGAUCUACUGGAAGUGCUUUGGAAGCGACAACACCAAUACGGAACUAAGUACGAUUGGAGACUGGUACAAUCCCAAAUGGGCAUUCAAGUCUUUAUCCUGGCGUGA